AUGUGUAAGUUGGCCGAGAAGAGAUCGAGUUCGUCGUCGGGCUGUAGUUCGUCGGCUACUUGUGAGCUGUACGAUCUAGCCACCGCACACGCAUUUCUUGCCCGACAACAGCAGUUGAUACAUCAAGCAAAUUUUCCACUAAUAUCAUCCGUAGAACUCGUACAACAACUGGCCCAUCAUCAACAACUUCAACAUUUACAACAUCAUAUACAAGGAAUUGUACAUCACAAUUUAGUAGGCGACAUGGCGCUCGUGUCGCAUCCGGCGACUGCGGCGGCAGUUGGCGCGGCGCCAAUGUACGCCGGUAACGUUGGCGUACAGAAGGAGAAGAAACCGCAACCAACACCGCAUCAGGUCAUGCAAAUCCAACAACAACAACAAUUACCACAGGCUGCACACGUUUCGAAUGCGAUCCUUGCCGCAACACAACCGUUCUAUCCUGCUCCGGUGCAGGACGCACAACCGGACAGACCAAUCGGUUACGGAGCGUUCGGUGUCGUGUGGUCGGUAACGGAUCCACGAAGCGGUAAACGUGUAGCGUUAAAGAAAAUGCCAAACGUCUUUCAAAACCUGGCCUCUUGUAAACGGGUUUUUCGCGAAAUUCGCAUGCUUUCAUCGUUUAAGCAUGAUAAUGUGCUUUCCCUAUUGGACAUCUUGCAACCGACUAAUCCACAUUUCUUUCAAGAGCUGUACGUUUUAACGGAGCUCAUGCAAAGUGAUCUACAUAAAAUAAUCGUCUCACCACAACCAUUAACCGUUGAUCACGUGAAAGUGUUUGUGUAUCAAAUUUUGAGAGGACUAAAAUAUCUUCAUUCGGCCAAUAUUCUACACAGAGACAUUAAACCCGGUAAUCUCCUGGUGAACAGUAAUUGUAUACUGAAAAUUUGUGAUUUUGGAUUGGCAAGAAUUUGGGACUCUCGAGAACGACAAAAUAUGACACAUGAAGUGGUCACACAAUACUAUCGUGCACCGGAAUUAUUGAUGGGUGCUCGAAGGUAUACCGGUGCGGUUGAUAUAUGGUCGGUUGGAUGUAUUUUUGCGGAACUACUUGCUAGGCGGAUAUUAUUUCAAGCACAAGGACCAAUUGAUCAGUUGGAUCUGAUCAUUGAUCUGCUCGGGACCCCAACGCCGGAAGAAAUGAAAUACGCCUGCGAGGGUGCCAGGAAUCAUGUACUUCGUGCACCAUUUCGUGUAAAUACGUUCCAUCGUAUGCGACAACUCAGCCAACACACAACCGAUGAUGCCGUGCAAUUGUUGGCGAUUAUGUUGCAAUUCGAUCCGGAUAAACGAGCCACCGUCGAACAAACGUUGAAACACAGUUAUUUGGAUGAAGGACGAAUGCGUUUCCAUUCAUGUAUGUGCUCGUGUUGUUACACGAACACCACAGUACCCGGGAAUACACGAAUUUUCAGCACGGAUCCGGAUCCAAUGCACGAAAUGCCAUUCGAUCCGAAAUGGGAGAAGGAAUUGUCUCGUUUAUCAAUGUUUGAUCUACGUGAUCGUAUGUAUAAGUUUGUCACGGAACGUACACCGCUUUUUGGGACACCGUUAUGCAUCAAUCCGAGUUCAGCCGCGUACAAGAAUUUUGCCAGUUCCUCCGUGGCACAAGCAUCCGAACUACCGCCGUCACCGAACGCGUGGGAUUAA
This is a messenger RNA of Necator americanus (New World hookworm), 1647 nucleotides long. RefSeq lists its product as uncharacterized. The record is from RefSeq and is a predicted model, not a curated record. NCBI's taxonomy places the organism in Eukaryota, Metazoa, Nematoda, Chromadorea, Rhabditida, Ancylostomatidae. Gene Ontology annotation, cellular component: nucleus; cytoplasm. Gene Ontology annotation, molecular function: MAP kinase activity; ATP binding. Bases 1 to 1647 code for a protein of 548 amino acids. Gene Ontology annotation, biological process: protein phosphorylation; intracellular signal transduction. The transcript is spliced from 14 exons.